Molecule: messenger RNA, 1062 nt
Organism: Polistes dominula (European paper wasp)
Lineage: Eukaryota; Metazoa; Arthropoda; Insecta; Hymenoptera; Vespidae
Product: UPF0193 protein EVG1 homolog
Source: RefSeq, a predicted model, not a curated record
UAAUAACAUUUGGUUCACUGUGUAUAAUAGAGCUGAUAAAAUUGUAAAACUCAUUUUGAUAUUGGGUGUUAAAAUUGAUCGAAAAAUUAGUUCGAUCAAGUUGAAUCAUCGAAUGGGUGAAGAAGGGAUGGAAGGGGUUGAUGUAACCAUAGAAACGUGACACGCGUUUAUGUCAUUCGUUUGAUCUCACCUCGAUGAUAUGAAAGUUUUAUCGUAGCGGCUUUUUCUAACGCGAAUUUGUUUGUACAUUUUUUUCUAAACGUUAGUAGAAAUUACAAUUUUUUUUCUAUUGGGGUUAUUUAAAUUGAAAUAUUUGAAAUGGAACGAAAUUAUCAAAAAGUUGGUAUGGGUGUUGGUGCAUUUCAUAAUCCACCUAGAGCAAAAUACAGCGAGGAAACGAAGAAUUUAAUCAAACUUUUAAUGGAAGAAUCUAAAGUUGGCAUGAGUCAAAGAAAAAUUAUUCAAAAUGCCAUCGACAAAGGAGAAUCUCUACCACCACCCCAUAAAUCUAUAGGAGAUACAACAAAAUCUAAAGAACCUCAGGUGGUAUUUCCAAGUCUUUGGAAGAAACGUUCGCAGAGUAUGAUACUUGGCAGUGGUGCAUACGAAAGGGAACAAUAUCGUCGAACUGCACCCUUACCUAACAAGGAAAAACAGAAACGUCAUUUGGCUUGUUUAAUGGCUUAUGGAAAAGAUAUGCCAGAAACACCUCAUGGACCGAAAAUUCUUCACAGAGCAAAAAGAGAACCACGAUCAAAUCAGGAAGAUAAUUUUGAAUACGUUAUCGAUGGAAUUCGUGAGAGAAUAGAAUUUUUGAACGACAUGGAAUGCCUUGGUUUAGGUAAAAAAUAUCGACCUAUAAUACAACAAGAGAUUGCUGAAAAGAUUCGUUUUAUAAAAUCCAUUAAUAAUGACAAAUCUGCGGAAGUAUUAAAAGAAUUAGAAAAAUUUCAAUUAGAACGACCACCACCUAAACCAUUCCCUUUGGGAGAUUUAGAUGAAAGUUGAAAUAACUUUUUAAUUAUUUUUAAUGUAUAAAUAUAUUUUGUGUGUGUGUGUAUA